Molecule: messenger RNA, 1836 nt
Organism: Arachis duranensis
Lineage: Eukaryota; Viridiplantae; Streptophyta; Magnoliopsida; Fabales; Fabaceae
Product: cyclin-L1-1
Biological process (GO): regulation of transcription by RNA polymerase II
Cellular component (GO): nucleus
Molecular function (GO): cyclin-dependent protein serine/threonine kinase regulator activity
Source: RefSeq, a predicted model, not a curated record
AGUCUCUCCCAAGGCCCGACCAAAAAUUUCCCUCUGUAGUGGUGCGACCAAGUUAGACAGAAUCGGCGGAAUCGAUAGUCUGCCGGCGAGCCACGUCUGCGGAAGAAGGCUUGCUCAAAAGAUUGUUUACCGUGGACCAGUGCAAACCCGAUCCGAAAUCCAGACCCAAUCGGUGGAGAAGAAUUAACCCUAGCCUCCCUAGGUUACUUGCUCCAUUUUCGUCUCUCUCGGUCUCUACCCUCUCUUCUCCUUUCGCCGUCGCCGGAGAUCGUCGCUUCGGUGCUCUGGCUGAGGCACCAGUGCAGCCGGUGCUCCCUCUUCCUCUGGUACUCUGCUCUACAGUGGCACCGUGCCUCUAUCUCUCCAAAUCGUCGCCGACUCGCUCCUUCUCUCUCCACCCUGUUGCUUCCGCCACGUCGGUUAAGCUAGUUGUUCGGGUAAAAAGGGAUGAUCUACACUGCAAUUGACACAUUCUAUCUGACAGAUGAGCAGCUACAGAAUUCACCAUCCAGAAAAGAUGGCAUAGAUGAAGCCACUGAGACCACCCUUAGAAUCUAUGGCUGUGAUCUCAUUCAAGAAAGUGGCAUCUUGCUUCGGUUACCACAAGCAGUCAUGGCCACUGGGCAGGUUUUGUUUCAUCGCUUCUAUUGCAAGAAGUCAUUUGCAAGGUUCAAUGUGAAGAAAGUGGCUGCAAGCUGUGUGUGGCUUGCUUCAAAACUGGAGGAAAGCCCUAGAAAAGCAAGACAAGUAAUCAUAGUUUUUCACAGAAUGGAAUGCAGGAGGGAGAACCUGCCAAUUGAGCAUUUAGACUUGUAUUCCAAGAAAUAUGUUGAUUUAAAGAUGGAGUUGAGUAGAACGGAGAGACAUAUUUUGAAAGAAAUGGGGUUCAUUUGUCAUGUUGAGCAUCCUCAUAAAUUCAUAUCAAAUUACCUUGCUACACUUGAAACACCACCAGAAUUGAGGCAAGAAGCUUGGAAUCUAGCUAAUGAUAGUCUGCGCACUACAUUGUGUGUUCGAUUUAAGAGUGAGGUCGUUGCUUGUGGUGUUGUGUAUGCUGCUGCUCGUAGGUUCCAAGUACCCCUUCCGGAGAAUCCACCAUGGUGGAAAGCAUUUGAUGCAGAGAAGUCUGGGAUAGACGAAGUGUGCAGGGUUCUGGCUCACCUUUAUAGCCUACCUAAGGCACAAUACACACCAGUCUGCAAAGAUGGGGACUCAUUUUCAUUCUCCAACAAAUCCAUAGAAUCAAAGUCUCAGUCAACCCCUAAGGAUGUUCCGCAAAGUAGCCCGUUAGGUGAUGCUGACACUGCAGUUCCAAAGGGUGCUACUGGGGAAGCCGAUAUUGAAUCGGUUGGAGGUGCAUUGGCUAAGCAAAUUGAUAAGCUGAGGGAAUCCAAGAAAUCCGAUGAUGAAUCCAAGAGUGCAGCAACAGAAGGAGGAGCAAGAGAUGAACUCACGCUGAAGUCCAAGUCUGACCGUAAAAUGGAGGCCAGUGGGGAUAUUCGCCGGGAUAGGGACAGAGACAGGGAGAGGGACAGGGACAGAGACAGGGACAGGGACAGGGACAGGGACAGGGACAGGGGUCGUCGAUCCAGGGAGAGAUCAAAGGAAACGGGACAUUCAGAGAAGUCAAAACACCAUUCAUCACGUGAUCGUGACUAUCAUGGUUCCUCCUACCCUUCAAGGGAGAAAGAGCGCCAUAGACAUCACUGACACUACUUGGAAAAAUUUUCAAGAUGUACCUGCCUUUGUUGUCUGUAGAUCCAUCCUUGCUAAUUUGCUUGUAACAAAUUUUAUUACCAGUACAUAUUUUAAUAUCCAAAACUGCUUAUUUUGUUA